Messenger RNA from Laetiporus sulphureus 93-53, 827 nucleotides. RefSeq lists its product as uncharacterized. NCBI's taxonomy places the organism in Eukaryota, Fungi, Basidiomycota, Agaricomycetes, Polyporales, Laetiporaceae. The transcript has 3 exons. The record is from RefSeq and is a predicted model, not a curated record. The coding region runs from base 245 to 724 and encodes 159 amino acids.
ACGGCGACCGCAAACGGGCGAGCAGAUAAACCAGAGUCUCCCAGGCGCCCGGCCAAUCCGACUGCGUAGCAAAUACGCCUAAACACCUCCCGACUUUUCCUCGCCUGUUCGUCGCCGUUCUGCGCGAUGGCGAGCUCGAUGUCGUCGUCGUUGCUCUCGCUGCGGGGGCGACGUCGUGGGGGAAGCUAGGCUGCGAGUGCAUCGCUGCCGAGAACAGUCUUUUCUCGCGCGGUCACCAGACCGCAUGAUCCCUCCUCUGCAACCAUCUGCGCUAUCUAUUCGCUCUCUGCUCGUCGUCGACGACGACGACGACCGCUACUUUAUAUGCGGAUGGCCGUCGCUGCGCAGAAAGACGUGCGGGCGGGCGAGGGAGGAAUCUCGAUUGGUCACACACGGACGCAAUUGGAGACCUUGGCCAUUCUCGGUGCACUCGCGCUCGCUGCUCGGAACAUCUGUUUCAUCAACGUGCUCGCGCUCGCCCGGGUCCGCUAGAAGAUGCGCACGUUCCCCUUCCAUGCGAGCUCGACGCGUGUGCCCUCCUACGCCCCUCCUUUUGUCCCGCCUCUUCCAGCAAGGCGGGCCAUUGAUCCGAAAUCAAUGCAGGACAAUCGAGAUGCGCGCAAUUCUAUUCAAAACUGGAAUGGUUGGCCUUGUGUGCGUACGUAUCCCCGCAAAGUCGUCCACAGCAUACACGGACCAUCAAACCGGGACGAGCUGCGGCUGACAUCAUUCGCUUGCCAUCCUCCCCGUGGAGGUCGCCCCUUCGUCACAUACUGGCAGGCUAGCAAUUGUUUUCACGUUCGCUAGAUGUGUGUAUACCAUGUUCG